UUCAGUAACACCAAUUCAGCAACAGGUUCAGCAACAAUGGGUGCCUAUAAAUAUUUGGAAGAGCUGCAACGCAAGAAGCAGUCGGAUGUCCUCCGCUUCUUGCUCCGUAUCCGCUGCUGGGAGUACCGUCAGCUGAACGUCGUCCACCGUGCGUCGCGCCCCUCGCGUCCCGACAAGGCCCGUCGUCUCGGUUACAAGGCCAAGCAGGGUUUCGUUAUCUACAGAAUCCGCGUUCGUCGUGGAGGCCGCAAGAAACCCGUUAGGAAGGGUGCUACCUAUGGUAAGCCCACCAACAUGGGAGUUAACCAGCUCAAGUACCAGCGCUCGCUCCGCACCACUGCUGAGGAGCGUGUUGGCCGUCGCUGCCCUAACUUGCGUGUUUUGAACUCGUACUGGGUCAACCAGGACUCUUCGUACAAGUACUUUGAGGUCAUCCUCGUGGACCCCCAGCACAACGCUAUCCGCAACUCUGCCAAGUACAACUGGAUCGCGAACCCGGUUCACAAGCACCGCGAGUCGCGUGGUCUUACUGGCGCGGGCAAGGCUUCGCGUGGUAUCAAGAAGGGACACGGAUACAGCAAGACCAACAGCGGCAGAAGACACACCUGGAAGUUGCACAACACUCUCAGCUUGUGGAGAUACCGUUAG
This is a messenger RNA of Myxozyma melibiosi, 648 nucleotides long. Its product is annotated as putative ribosomal protein, large subunit. Gene Ontology annotation, biological process: cytoplasmic translation. Gene Ontology annotation, cellular component: ribosome; cytosolic large ribosomal subunit. The record is from RefSeq and is a predicted model, not a curated record. Lineage: Eukaryota; Fungi; Ascomycota; Lipomycetes; Lipomycetales; Lipomycetaceae. Gene Ontology annotation, molecular function: RNA binding; structural constituent of ribosome. The transcript is spliced from 4 exons. Bases 37 to 648 code for a protein of 203 amino acids.